This is a messenger RNA of Dioscorea cayenensis subsp. rotundata (Guinea yam), 6655 nucleotides long. Its product is annotated as helicase and polymerase-containing protein TEBICHI-like. The record is from RefSeq and is a predicted model, not a curated record. Gene Ontology annotation, molecular function: ATP binding; DNA-directed DNA polymerase activity; DNA binding. Gene Ontology annotation, biological process: double-strand break repair; DNA-templated DNA replication. NCBI's taxonomy places the organism in Eukaryota, Viridiplantae, Streptophyta, Magnoliopsida, Dioscoreales, Dioscoreaceae.
AUGCUCCUCAAUGGAAGUGACAAGUCACAAGCUGGUGUUCACAGGGGCAAGGUGUCCCCUUUGCCAGUGAAGCAUUUUGACUUUUCUCAUGAUGAAAAUAUCAUCAAGGAGAAAAAGUUCACCUUGGAGAGAUCUGAAACUCUUGAUGCUCUAACCAGUGGAGCAGUAGAUACCAGCUGUAUAAAUCAAAAUGAUGUUUCUACCUCAAGUUCUAAAAGAAAUCCUGAAACAGGUAUUGUGGGCAAUGCCUUUGAUAAGGCUAAACGGGACUCCAGGAAAGUGCAUGAGAUUUUGAAAGGUGCAUUUGACGCAAUUGAAGAAGUCAAUUUGUUGAGGAAAGAAAGAUCAGAUCAAUCGCAUGCAAAAACUAAUGACGCUACUGCCACUCCAUCAAGUUCUAUGCCUUUAAAAAACCAUUUGCAGCUAACAAGUUGGCUUCCUUCUGAAAUUUGCAGCAUAUAUAUGAAGAAAGGAAUAUCAAGUCUUUAUCCUUGGCAGGUUGAUUGCCUUACGGUUGAUGGGGUGUUGGAAAGACGAAAUCUUGUCUAUUGUGCGUCUACGAGUGCUGGCAAAAGUUUUGUGGCUGAAAUCUUGAUGCUGAGGAGAGUUGUAUUGACUGGAAAGAUUGCAAUUCUUGUCCUUCCUUAUGUAUCCAUAUGUGUUGAAAAGGCCGAGCAUUUGGAGCUAGUACUUGAGCCUCUUGGAAAACAUGUUCGUAGCUUUUACGGUAACCAAGGGGGUGGGUCACUUCCUAAAGAUACCUCUGUGGCUGUAUGUACCAUAGAAAAGGCAAAUUCUUUGAUUAAUAAACUGCUAGAAGAAGGACGGCUCUCUGAAGUUGGCAUUAUUGUGAUAGAUGAACUUCACAUGGUUGGUGACCAGCAUAGAGGGUACCUCUUGGAGAUUAUGCUCACAAAGCUUCGCUAUGCUGCUGGAGAAGGAAACACUGAAUCAUCUAGUGAGAGAGUUCAGACAGUAGCAAUAAAAGCUGACCCAGCUCGUGGUUUGCAAAUUAUUGGAAUGAGCGCAACCAUGCCAAACGUAGCAGCUGUAGCUGAUUGGCUUCAGGCAGCACUUUACCAGACUGAUUUCCGACCUGUUCCUUUGGAGGAAUAUAUCAAAGUUGGCAAUACUAUUUUUGACAAAAAAUUGGAUGUUGUUAGGGUUUUACCAAAGACUUCUGAUUUUGGUGGUAAAGACCCAGACCAUAUUGUUGAACUAUGCAAUGAGGUUGUUCAAGAAGGUCAUUCAGUGCUUCUGUUCUGUUCUAGCAGGAAAGGAUGUGAAACCACGGCUAGACAUGUUUCCAAGUUUCUGAAAAAAUUUUCUGUUGCUACGCGAGAAGUUUGUGAAUUUAAUGACACAUCGUCUGCUAUUGAGGCCUUGAGGAAUUGUCCUGCAGGGUUGGACCCAGUGUUGGAGGAAACAAUACCUUCUGGUGUUGGCUACCAUCAUGCUGGCCUGACGGUUGAGGAAAGAGAGAUUGUUGAAACCUGUUACCGUAAAGGGCUGGUGCGUGUGCUGACAGCUACUUCAACUUUAGCUGCUGGAGUAAAUCUGCCAGCUAGGAGGGUGAUAUUUAGGCAACCAAGAGUUGGUCGAGAUUUUCUUGAUGGGACAAGAUAUAGACAGAUGGCUGGGUCGGGUGCAGGCGUAACUGGAAUAGACACCAAAGGAGAGAGUAUACUUGUUUGCAAGCCUGACGAGUUGAAAAAAGUCUCUGCUAUACUCAAUGACAGCUGCCCACCACUGCAGUCUUGCCUCUCUGAAGAUAAAAAUGGGAUGAUUCAUGCUAUAUUGGAGGUUGUUGCUGGUGUUAUUGUUCAAACAGCAAGCGAUAUUCAUCGAUAUGUUAGAUGCACUCUUCUUAAUUCUACAAAACCAUUCCAAGAUGUUGUGAAAUCUGCCCAGGAUUCCCUACGAUGGUUAUGUCAUAACAAAUUUCUUGAAUGGAAUGAAGAAACUAGGUUAUAUAGUACAACACCUCUUGGUCAGGCAGCUUUUGGCAGUUCUCUGAGCCCGGAAGAAUCACUUGUUGUGCUAGAGGAUCUUUUAAGAGCAAGGGAAGGUUUUGUUCUUGCAUCUGAUUUACAUCUAGUUUACUUGGUCACACCUAUCAAUGUUGAUAUUGAGCCAGAUUGGGAAUUAUAUUAUGAAAGAUUUAUGGAAUUAUCAGCUAUUGAUCAGUCGGUUGGCAAUCGGGUGGGAGUAGCAGAACCUUUUCUCAUGCGCAUGGCUCAUGGUGCUCCUGUUCCUGGUCAGAACUGGGUGAGAGGGAAAAAGAAUGGGCCUUACAGCAGACUGCAAAAACGAGAUGUGCCCAAUAACAAGAUCCUGCUUUCUAGUGAACAAACCCUUCGUGUGGCUAAACGCUUUUAUGUUGCUCUGAUGUUGUCAAGACUUGUACAGGAAGCUCCUGUUGCUGAUGUUUGUGAGGCCUUCAAAGUUGCUAGAGGCACUAUUCAGGGCUUACAAGAAAAUGCUGGCAGGUUUGCUUCAAUGGUAUCUCUCUUUUCUGGGAGACUUGGAUGGCAUGACCUCGAAGGUCUCGUUGCUAAGUUCCAAAAUCGAGUUUCAUUUGGUGUGAGAGCUGAGAUUGUGGAACUUACUAACAUUCCAUAUGUCAAGGGCUCACGAGCUAGAGCUCUUUAUAAAGCUGGUUUGCGGACUCCUCUUGCUAUUGCUGAAGCUUCGGUUCCUGACAUUGUUAAAGCACUUUUUGAGUAUUCUUCAUGGACAGAGGAAAAUUCAGCUCUCCGACGGGUGCAGCUGGGAGCUGCCAAAAAGAUUAAAAAAAUGCCGCGAGUGAAAGUUGUCCUUGAUCAAGCAGAGGAAGCUAGACUUGCUGCUUUCUCUACUUUCAAAUCACUUGGGAUUCAUAUGCCUCAAUUUUCUCGCCCUUUUCCUCCCAUUAAAGCUGAGGGACUCUUAAUGGGAAACAACUUGAACAACCAUACUGAUGAUGCCUGUCAGGUUAUUACAGGAAACCAUUUGAACAACCAUACUGAUGAUGCUUGUCAAGCAAUUAUGGGAAACAAUUUAAUUGAGCAUACUGCUAAGAUUGAUGCCAAGGAAGUGAGGUCAACCAGAGCAAUGGAUAAUGACCAUAAGAAUGCUAAUGCUCAGCUAGUCAGAGAGGACAUGUUGAGGGGUGUAAGUGUUCCCAGCUGUCAUAGAAGCAACCUUUCUGACAAAGGACCAAUUAGCAUGAGCAAUUUUCAAGGUGGAUUUGAUUUCUUUUUGGACAAAUGGGAUGCAGUGAAGGAGUUUUAUUUUGAUGUUCACUUCACCAAGCACCUGGAAUUGAGCUCUUGUGUCCAAUUUGAGGUUUUUGGACUUGCCAUUUGCUGGAAAAAUUCACCAGUGUAUUAUAUCAAUCUCACAAAGGAUUUGGUAGCUUCCGGAAAACAAAAUAAAUGCCUUACAGGGAGUUUAGCUGAUGAUGCAACCAAUGGUCUAGCAAUCAAUGAUAUGUGGGAGCUUGCUAGAUGUAGAUGGAACAAGAUAGCUAAGAUCAUGCAACAGAAUGGUGUGAGGAAAACUACAUGGAAUUUGAAAGUCCAGAUUCAGGUCCUCAAAAUUCCGAGCAUCUCUAUUCAGAGAUUCGGGAGGUUAUAUCAUGACCACAAAGACAUUGAUGGCAUUGAAGUGUUGUGUGGUUCAUAUUUAUUGCUGCCAUCAAUAUCAGUCUGUGAUGGAAUUGAUAUGUGCCUCAUAUCAUGGAUUCUUUGGCCUGAUGAAGAAAGCAAAUCCAAUCAAAGUCUCGAAAAGCUAGUAAAAAAACGAAUGUCUAGCGAGGCAGCAGCAGCCGCUAAUCGUGAUAGUAGAUGGAAAAAUCAGAUGCAUAAAGCUGCACAUAAUGGCUGUUGUCGGCGAGUUGCUCAAACAAGAGCUCUAGAUUCUGUUUUUGGAAACUGCUUGCUUCUGAAAAAUCUUGUGGAGGCACUUACCAAUAUUGAGACCCCUUUGGUUAAAGUCCUUGCAGAUAUGGAGCUUUGGGGCAUAGGCAUUGACAUGGAAGCUUGCCUUCAUGCUAGGCACAUCUUGGUUAGGAAGCUUAAGGAACUUGAAGCAGAAGCUUACAGUCUUGCUGGCAUCCGUUUCUCACUUAGCACAGCUGCAGACAUUGCAAAUGUACUUUACAGACACUUGAAAUUGCCACUACCUAAGGGUUGUAAUAUAGGGAAAACAACACCCUAUACGCGGAUAAAGCGUUCCUUGGAUCUGCUUAGGAAUCAACAUCCUAUUAUUUCAGUGAUUAAAGAGCACCGAACCUUGGCAAAACUUUUGAAUAGCACGCUGGGAUCAAUUUGUUCACGAGCUCGCUUGUGUAUGAAAUCCCAUAGGUAUACUAUACAGGGGCACUGGCUUCAAACAUCGACUGCUACUGGACGUCUUUCUAUGGAGGAACCAAAUCUUCAGUGUGUUGAACAUGUGGUCUUCUUUAGAAGUUAUCAAUCUGAUGAACACGAGAAAAUUCCUCCAGAGAUCAAUUGUGAUCAUAUUAAUGCUCGUGAUUUCUUUAUUCCCACUCAAGACAACUGGUUGCUGCUAUCUGCUGACUACUCUCAAAUUGAACUGAGACUGAUGGCUCAUUUUUCCCAAAGAUUCUUCACUGAGUCGAUGUUCUUAGUAAGCCAGAUGGAAUGUUUUUAUUAUAUGAUAGCAUCUAGGUGGACCAGUAAAAGGGAAUGCAUGGUUAGUUCUCAGGAGAGAGAUCAGGCAGAAAAGACUGGUGCUGGCAUCUUGUAUGGAUUGGGCGCUAACACUCUUGCAGAACAACUGGAAUGCAGCUCAGAAGAAGCUGCAGAAAAAAUUAAAAGCUUCAAGGUUUCUUUUCCUGGAGUGUCCUCUUGGCUUCAAGAAGUUGUUGCCUCUUGCCGCCACAAGGGGUAUGUGGAAACCUUGAAGGGAAGAAAAACGGUUUUUAGUCUAAAAAUAAAGACCGGAAAUAAUAAAGAGAGAGCAAAAGCACAAAGACAAGCUGUAAAUUCUUUGUGUCAGGGAUCUGCUGCUGACAUAAUCAAGAUUGCAAUGAUAAAUAUUCACUCUGUUAUUUCUGAAGGGAUAUGGAGGGCUCGUAAUCUGAUUAAUGGGAGCUUCAACCAACUUCCCCAUUUAAAAGGCAAUUGCCGAAUCAUUUUGCAGGUUCAUGAUGAGCUAGUGUUGGAAGUUGAUCCAAAAUUUAUAAAGGAGGCAGGAAAUUUGCUACAGAUGAGCAUGGAAAAUGCUGCGUCUCUUCUAGUUCCAUUGCGUGUAAAGUUGAAGUUCGGAAAAACAUGGGGUUCACUGCAGCCGUUUGUGCCUGAAACUUAAGAUAGUGCUCUUGCCAAUGUUUAUACCAGUUCACUAUUAUGGGAACACAACCACUAUUUCAUUUUCCAGGAAAAAAUAGAAAUGCUUGAUCCUCACCUAGUUCACUCGUGUCAUUUUCUUCUUUUCUGUGGAUCGGGAUUCAACGGCAACAAUUCGAGGUGAGGCACUUUUCCCACAGCAGCAGCAGGUUAGAUUCUUGGCUGGAGAUUGCCUAUGCUAUGGGUUUACUACGUAGAUACAAGAGUCACCCCUGCGUGGAACAUAGGAAAGCAGUUAUGAGAUAUCUUCAGAUUUGAUUGUAAAAUAACAGUUUGUGGAAUCAACAGUUAUGGAUGACAAACCUGGAUAGUUUGGGUGGAUGCUGCUUCACCAAGGCUAUUACACUCGAGGUAUUUCAUUGUAUAUUAUCUUUCCAUUGUCCACAAGCAAUAAGAGUUUCUCCACUACAUUGAUCCCACCGGCGUUGUUUAUGAUGCUGUAUUUUGCUGCAAUGUUCCGUUGGUUUCAGCCUAGUAUGGUGAAAACCUGAUACUUCCUGUAUAAACCCAGAAUGGAGGAUCUAGCAUCAAGAAGGCUGUAGUCAUGUUUCUAGCCCCGUACGAUGAAAGCCGGAUACUGAACUGUAUACCAAGGUGAAAGCAUUGAAUGGAUCCGGUUGGGAUGUGUUUUUAUCUGAACCUGUCCAUGUGCUUGGGAACUGAUUCAGCUUGAAAGAAUGCGAUGAACUCUUCAUGCUUAAGCUGAAAUUUUUCAGGUUCUUAACCAUGUGAUGGGUUUCAGCUCCAGUAUUAUAUUUUCCCAGUUUCUUUCAUGGUUGAUGUCCUCUACUGAGGUUCUCAAGCUUAUCAUGGUGUAUUGGUGAUUUUUGGAUGAAGUAAUGGUUGCUUUGGGCUCUUUCGAUAUUAUCAUUGCAAUCCACUGGAUAAGUCUAUUUUCUUCUAGAUGACAAUCAAAAUUGAGUGAGAGUACUCAUUGCCAACAUCCUUUCCUUCAUGGUGAUCGCUGGAGUUGAAGUUCAGCUUUUCAAGUGAUCAGAGCCCAUGACAAGAGGCCAUUUGUUCUGUUCCACACGAAAAGAGGUUCGUUAACAUCUUUAAGUAAAUAAUUUUCCUUUUUUGUGCUAUACCUGAAAUCUGAUCUUCUCGUCUGCUGGUUGGACAUUUACUCUUUAAAAAUACGAUUUUAAACCACUCAUGGUGGGUUUUAGAGGUUUAUGAUUUAUCAUAUAUAUUUGAUCAACCACAAUUAAGAUGACUCUGUUCUGUCAUGUAUAAAACUGGAAAAGUUGUUGAUCAACCUUCUCCAUGUCAAGAGUUAAUUUUAUUGCUAUUCUUUGUCA